This is a messenger RNA of Hyla sarda, 4711 nucleotides long. It is a transcript of the gene FAM135B, whose product is annotated as family with sequence similarity 135 member B. The record is from RefSeq and is a predicted model, not a curated record. NCBI's taxonomy places the organism in Eukaryota, Metazoa, Chordata, Amphibia, Anura, Hylidae. The transcript has 20 exons. Bases 164 to 4093 code for a protein of 1309 amino acids.
CAGAGCUACAACACAGGCUGCAUCUCUAGCAGAGGAGCGACGCUCUGCCCUUACCGAUAGCCUCCCAGCCCGGGCUCGUCCUAUGAACCAGCCGGGGGUCUAGGAGCGGAAAUACCGCAGCACUACAGGGGUCGAUAUAGGCAGGUGAUGACCUGAAAAUACAAUGUCUGAGGUUCAGGGGACAGUAGAGUUUUCUGUAGAACUUCAUAAAUUCCACAAUGUUGACUUGUUCCAGAGAGGAUAUUAUCAUGUAAGAGCUGCAUUGAAAAUCACAUCCCGGACACCUCACAAGCUGACGGCCUCCCUUGUGGGCCCCACAGAUGACACUGGAGAAUAUUCCCCGUGUGUUUAUGACAAUGUUGUGUAUAGUCGGAUAUUCCAGAUACUAUACAGGAAUGAGGACAUUGAUAUUAAUGAUGUCAUGAUAUUCAAGGUGCACUUAUUUCUGGAUGGAGAGAGGGUUGAAGAUGCCCUCAGUGAAGUGGAUUUUCAGCUGAAGUUAGACCUGCACUUCACAGAUAUUGAGCAACAGCUCAAAGACAUCUCCAGCGUCCCCCUGAUCAGCAGCCGCACUUUAGGUCUUCACUUCCACCCAAGAAGAGGUUUGCACCACCAUGUCCCUGUCAUGUUCGACUAUUUCCACUUGUCGGUGAUCUCUGUAACCGUGCACGCUUCACUGCUGGCCGUACAUCAGCCGCUUACAAGUUUUGUUCGACCGGUGAAAGGUUCCUGGUUGGGAAAGAGUAAUGUGGAUCAGGGGAUGGAACAGUCCAGCGCGUCACUAGAGAACCUGGUGUUCGGGACGGCAUACUGUAAGCCGCCGUCCUCUGAGGGAGGCUGCUAUAUACCCUCUGAAUCCUGCAUACAGCAUGCCUACAAGUGGCACAAGGACCUCUGCAGUCUGCUGCUCUCCUCGUACAGGGGUCUCUCCUCGUACUAUGCCUCUCUAUUAAAACAGAUUCCUGAACUGUCUCAAGUAGAGUUAGAGGAACUGGCGCCUGAUAAGACUUUUUCACAACUCUGCAAUGAUCUGCAAAUGCUGGACAGUCCCGAACUGAUCACAGAGCAGAUCAGCAAGGAUUUGGCUUGGCUUGGUUCCCAACUGUUGGUGACGUGGACCAAAUUUUUGGAAAUAGUAACGCUUCGUCCUGAUGUGACCACCUACCUCACACAAGAACAUCACAGCCUACGGGUCAGAAGAUUCUCAGAAGCCUUUUUCUACACCGAACACGAAAAACCCGCUGCCCUCACAUUUCAGGAAAACCUGAUUCAAAGUCACGGUAACUUAUCGGCAGACAUGAGGAGUUCUGAGUACUUCACCAGCAUGCCACCUCUACCUGUUGAAUGUCUGGACAUCGACGGAGACUCAAACUCUCUUCCUAUCAUCUUUGAAGACCGAUAUGUAGAAAACCCUAAAAAAGGCGUAAAACUUUUGGAAACAACCAAUGAAAUGGAAUAUGAUUCUGAGAAUGUAUUAAAAAGUAAUAUCAGCUCCCAUUUCAGUCAGACUACCACAGUUCACGAAAAUGCUUCUUUUGAGAAGACAAGUCCAUGUGUCGAUGUUCCAGACAGCAUUGAUAUAGACCAAGCUCCAAACCAAAGUUUUCCAGAUACAUCUGAAAACCAAGACGUUAUGUCCAUGACAGAUUUAUCGAUGCAAAACAUAGAGCAAGGAGCUACAGAAAAUCAGACAACGGAAGACUCGGAGAACAUUGGACAGAGUGACGUAAUACCUGGUGAAUUUGAUAUAGAUGUCUCAUUUAAUACACAAGAGUCUUCCCUAAAUGAAGACAAUGGCCACCAAUCUAUGACGGAGUUGGAUACAGUUCAUGGCAGUCCCUCUUUAGAAAAUAUUGCAAUGCAAGAGCUUGGCGGGGGCUGUAAAUCCAAUCUUUGUUCUGAUAACAAAAGGUUACACCAGGGUGUUCACAUACUUUCCAAAAGCAACAGUACUGAAUUAAUCAGCAAAUCCUUGAAAAGUCAUAUGGUAGCAAAGACUUUCCCUGAUACCAAACAUGAGGACUUUCCAUUGAUGUCUGGUGUCAUCAAAAGGUCCUCAUCUGUCAUAUCAGAUUCUGGAAUCGAGAGUGAGCCAAGCUCUGUAGCCUGGUGUGACAUCCGAACUAGAAAAAUGGACUUAAGUUGUGAUAAGCAACUAAUUCAUCACUUAUCCAGAAAGCAUGGGAUACAUAGAAACUCCUUGGAAGGAGGGAAAACAGAAAGUAACACCAGUUUACCAAGUGGGAUCCAGGCGUCUUUGAGCUCCAUCAAUUCUUUACCAUUUGAAGAGGAGGAACAUGAAGUAGAACUUUCAAAACUAACAAAAUCAGUUUCCGCACCACAAAUCAGUAGCCCGGAGGAGUCAGUGGAUGAUACCAUGUCUAAAAAUAUGGUCAAUGAGGGGAUCCAAGAACAAGAUUCGGAGAACUACAACAUUGAAAGGACUGAUGUAGUUUGGUCAUCCGGGCAUCUUACACCAGUUGAUUCGUCUUCAGUAGAAAUUGAGGUUCAAGGUUUAAUUUCAAAUUCUAAUAGUAGUUUGGAGAAUUUAUACUCUGAGGCCGAUAAAUUUGGGUUUGAUGAAGAAGACCUUUAUGGGCCAUCACUUUUGUGCAAUUCAAACAUCCAGGAGAAUGAAUGUUUCUCUGAAUGCUUAAAUAAGGUACCUGGAAUAUUGAACUCGACAACCUUCUCGAUGGGCACCUUAGUGGAUGGAGAUACUGCCCACAAUGAUGGCACCACCAUGUCUCCAUUCAAAGGCACUGAAGAUGAAUUUCCAUUUUUGCAUGAGAUUGAACUCACAGAAGACUCGAGUAGCGAUCAGUUUUUGGACUCUGGUUCUGAUCAUGAUUUGUUUGACACAAACCAUAAAAAUAAAAUGAAUAGGAAUGUCUGUACAUCUGUAUCAGAGUCCAACUCGGGUGGGUCAGCGGUCAUCGCAAUGGAUGGAAGACGUGGUGUUGAAAUGGUUAAUCUGUCGGUUUCCUGCACAGCCACUUGUUUGCCUUUUUCUUCUACACAAAAAGACUCGCCGGUGAUUCCCGGGUUUUCAGCAAAACAAGUGUUCUUUCCAAUAACAAGACAACCUUUAGGAUCUUUUGGGGUUAUCUCUGAGAAUCCUUCAGAUACUGAUGAAGACGAUAACGAAAGGAUGCUCAGUUUUCAUCAGGCCAAAGAAAAGUUCAGGAAACACCUGAAGUUUGAAGGUUUUCUGUACAGUGACCUCUCCGCACUGGCCUCUGAUAUACCAUAUUUUCCACCGGAGGAGGAGCAUCUGGAAGAUGGAAUCCACCUAGUGGUCUGUGUGCAUGGACUAGAUGGUAACAGUGCAGACCUGCGGCUGGUCAAAACAUUUCUGGAGUUGGGGUUACCAGGAGCAAACCUUGACUUCCUGAUGUCCGAAAAAAAUCAGAAUGACACCUUUGCAGACUUUGAUGCAAUGACGGACAGACUUAUUGAUGAAAUUAUUCAACACAUUCAGCUGUAUAACCUCUCAAUUUCACGAAUAAGCUUUAUUGGACAUUCUUUGGGAAACAUCAUCAUUCGAUCUGUGCUCACCCGUCAGCGCUUUCGGUAUUAUCUCAACAAAUUACAUACGUUCCUCUCACUGUCUGGACCUCAUCUCGGGACUCUGUAUAGUAACAGCACCUUAGUUAGUACAGGUUUGUGGCUGAUGCAAAAAUUAAAAAAGUCCGGAUCGCUGCUGCAGCUGACCUUCAGAGACAACGCUGACCUGCGGAAAUCAUUCCUCUACCAACUGAGCCAAAAACCCGGCCUCCAAUAUUUCAAAAAUGUUGUUCUGGUCGCCUCUCCACAAGACCGAUACGUUCCAUUUCACUCUGCGAGAAUUGAGAUGUGUAAAAAUGCCAUCAAGGACAAACACACAGGUCCUAUUUACACCGAAAUGAUCAACAAUCUUCUCCAGCCAGUGAUGGAGUCCAAGGACUGCACGUUAAUUAGACACGAUGUGUUUCACGCUCUGCCAAAUACAGCGAACACCCUCAUUGGGCGGGCCGCUCACAUAGCCGUGCUGGAUUCAGAGCUCUUUUUGGAAAAGUUUUUCCUCGUUGCAGGUCUGGGCUACUUCAAAUAGCUCCUCGUUCUUAUGGACAGGUUUCUCCAGAGUGUCAACUUUUCAUUAACCAAAUAUUUUCUUGGGGAAGGUCUGUAAGGUCAGUGACAAAAACACAAGGAAAUGGCCUCUAACUUCUCAUUAUUCUUUUCUGGCAACCUUUACGUAGCAUAAUACAGAACUAUUCAGAAUGUAUACAUUUUUCAAGUAGAUGCCACCAUGGAGCCUGAAGUUCCAACAUAGUCUCCAAUAAAAUACACCGCCACUCACAACCCGGGAAUGAAGGCAAAGUCAAUUGACUAAUGGAUCUUCUUCUCUUUUGGUCAUCAAUACCACCCAAAAAGUUAUGUAUUCUGUUUAAGAAAUCUUGAAAAUGUGGUAUGUGUAGGAAUUUAUACAGUAUUGAAGAUAAUGUAUAUGCAGAACCCAACAAUAUGGUGGUAUUAUAUACAUUUUUUGGGGGGUAAUGAACAUUACACAUGAAUGAAUCCAAUGUUUAGUGAAUAAGAAGUUUUAUAGAUGUGAUAGUGCUGGACGUGCAAUGGUAAGCUCUAGAGAUGAGCGAACUUACAGUAAAUUCGAUUAGUCACAAACUUCUCGGCUCGGCAGUUGAUGACUUUUCCUGCAUAAAUUAGUUCA